CCAGCGCUAGACCCUGUCGCGCGAGAGCGCGCCGAGCGUUCCUCGUCUGCUUUUGAGUCGAUUCAAACACUAGCCCCUGUCACGCGACAGCGCGCCGAGCGCUCUUCGUCUUCAGCGGGUCCGGAAGCCUUUGACGAUGGACUCGCGGAAAGACGAGGGGAAGCGGUAGAGCGCGGGGAAGCUUGCGGGGAAGCAGAAGGGGGAGGGGGAAAGGGAGGGGAAAGACCACGGGGACAUUCCGCGGAGGUGUCUUCCGCAAGCGGAGAUUCCGUGUCAAGCUACCGCCCGUACGAGACUCCCCCACCCAUUCAACGACGCCCGUACGACGCCCCACGUGGCGAUUGCUUCAACCAAUGGCGAGCUGUUCGCCCUCCGGAGUCUCACCUCCCCCCCGACUCCCUCCCAGAUGCUCUCCGCCGCUUCCCCCGCCGCCCCUGCCGCUGGGCUCCCGUCCCCCCCUUCGCUAUUGUCACUACCGGGAAGCGUGACAGAGGGAGGCGAGAGGCAAGAGGGCAGGGGAGGGGGAGAGGUACGGGUGGAUAUGGAUAGAGCGAGGGAGGGGAGACGGGGAGAUAGCGGGGAGGCGCAAGGGGGCGUCGGGCAAGGGGCUAUAUUGCAACGGUGGAGAGAGGGGAUGACUGGUGGCGAAGCGGCCUGUUCUGCUGACUUACCGCCAGAAGCAGCAACGGGAGCAGGAGCAGGAACAGGAGCCGCAGCAACAGAGGCGGAAGGCACAGCAUCAGGAGUAACAGGUGCAGGAGCAGCAGCGGCAGGCGCAGCAGCUGCAGGCGCAGCAGCACCAGCGGCAGCGGCAGUAGAGUCAGCAGCAGAGGCAGCUAGUGACGCAGCGGGGGAAGCAGCAGCCAUGGCGAUCAUCGGCGCAGGAGGGGGGGGGCGAGCAGUGCGACCAGCCACGGCAGCGGAGGGAGGGCCGCAUGCAGGCUCAGGUUCCCCUGCUGCCGCCAAUGGUGCUGAUGGUGCUGAUGGUGGUGAUGGUGGUGGUGCUGGUGAAGGGGGAGAGGAGGGGGAGGGGGAGGGACGGUGACGCGGGGGUCGGACAUGCACCUGGCGGCGAGGAGUCUGGAGCAGGCUGUGCCGUUCGUGUUCCUGCUGCUCUUCGUGCAAGUCAGACAGCACCUCGUCGGUUUCUGCACGGUCGUGUGGCUCACCGCGGCCCUGUUCAAAUCCAACGACUUCAUCCGCAAGCAGGGCGCGCUCAAGGCGGAACGCAAUCCUGUCUUGCUGGCGCUCGCCGCUGUGCUGCUGCUUGCACACGUGGCAGUUGUCAAUUGGCUCUUCUGGCCCGAGCAGCUAUGGAGGCCGCUUUUGCUCAUCCCUCCUGCUGAGGUCCCCCCUUUCUGGCACGCGCUCUUCAUUAUAGUCACAAAUGACAUCCUCGUUCGCUUCAUGGCAAUGGCAGUCAAGUGCGCCAUUCUCAUUGCGCACCGCCACAGCAAGGGACUCAACAACCGCCAGCAGGCUCAAGUUCUAACCCUCAUAGAGUACACCUCUUUGCUCUACCGCGCCUUCGUCCCGGCGCCCGUGUGGUACCGCUUCUUCCUCAACGACGAGGCGUAUGGCCGCCUUACCGCGUCCCUCACUGCCGGGCUCUACCUCACCUUCAAGCUCUCCACUGCACUCGACAGGGUGCUUCUCUUUGUGUCGGCUGUCCGGCAAGCGGUGGGGAAGGGGGAGCAGUACGGCACAGAAGCCACACCCGAAGAGGUGGCGGCAGCAGGCAGCAUGUGCGCCAUAUGCCAGGAGCACAUGACCGGGCCUGUCACACUGCGAUGCCGCCACGUCUUCUGCGACGAAUGCGUCUCCGAAUGGUUUGAGAGGGAGCGCACGUGUCCGCUGUGCCGCAUGGUGGUGAAGCCAGCAGGGCUGCGCUCCUUCAGUGACGCCAACACCAGUCUGCUUGCGCAGCUGUUCUGAUUACUGCUUGCCAUUAGAUUGGAUCGGAUGAGCUUCCAGGACUCUGCGCAACACGUGGUGUGGCUGGCAGCGCAAGCCGCACCAUCAGCUCAGCAAGCUGCGCAACAUCCUAGUCUUGACCGAUAGACACUGUUUUAGAAGUACUAGGUCACCAAGGGAAGCUUAUCGGC
Molecule: messenger RNA, 2105 nt
Organism: Closterium sp. NIES-67
Lineage: Eukaryota; Viridiplantae; Streptophyta; Zygnematophyceae; Desmidiales; Closteriaceae
Source: the annotation of a GenBank genome assembly